Molecule: messenger RNA, 2417 nt
Organism: Octodon degus (degu)
Lineage: Eukaryota; Metazoa; Chordata; Mammalia; Rodentia; Octodontidae
Gene: Prkar1a
Product: protein kinase cAMP-dependent type I regulatory subunit alpha
Exons: 11
Coding region: 165-1877 (570 amino acids)
Biological process (GO): regulation of protein phosphorylation
Cellular component (GO): cAMP-dependent protein kinase complex
Molecular function (GO): cAMP-dependent protein kinase regulator activity
Source: RefSeq, a predicted model, not a curated record
UUCUGGCAUGGUUAAUUUUUACACAUGUAGCCCUCGAAUUAUAGUAACAUGCAACUGGAACAGCUGCCAGCCAGAGACGUAGGUACGUGUUCCAGAAGGGCCAUCUCUGCUCGUUUUGCCACCGUAUAUGUCUGACGUUUUCUCUUUCUUUCCUUUCCUCAUUCAUGGAAAGAAAUGGCUGCAGGAGUAAAGAUGUCACCCUUCUCCCUCCGAGUGCAGACUCGGUCGCGACUGAGAUCUGCCGUGCCGGUGCAGAGCCUCUGGACUUCAUCCCGUGGGGCCAGGCCCAGCGACGCGGGGUCUGCAGGCCUCGGGACGCCUCGGCUUCCGCCCGUCCAGGGCCCGGCGGGGCGGCGUGGCCCCGCCGACCACAAGGCCGUGCGACCGGCCCGGCGGAGACUCGGAAGGGAUCCGAUUUCCUGGACCGGAUGACAGGCCGGGCCGAGCGGUGCCGGCUGGCGCAGCAGCCUUCGCCCCCGCCGCCCGCGCCGCACUUGCGGCGGAUCCGCCGGGACCUCCCCGCCCCGGCCAGCCGCGGCCUCCCCCAGGGCCAGGGCGGGGUCGCCCACCUGUCACCCGGACGCCCCACGUGGGUCGGCGGGGGCGCGGCCGGAGGGAGGGAGAAAAGGCCGCAGCCUCGCGAGCGCGGGCUGAGCGGGAGGAGCGGGGCGGGAGGCAGAGACGCCGAGGGAGGGAGCGGCGCGGAGACACCCCAGGAGGAACAGAGAACCAUGGCGUCCGGCAGCACCGCAGCCAGCGAGGAGGAGCGCAGCCUCCGGGAGUGCGAGCUCUAUGUCCAGAAGCACAACAUCCAGGCCCUGCUCAAGGACUCCAUCGUGCAACUGUGCACUGCCCGGCCUGAGAGGCCCAUGGCCUUCCUUCGGGAGUACUUCGAGAGGCUGGAGAAGGAGGAGGCAAAGCAGAUUCAGAAUCUGCAGAAAGCGGGCACCCGUACAGACUCAAGAGAGGAUGAAGUCUCUCCCCCCCCUCCCAACCCGGUGGUGAAGGGGCGCCGGCGACGUGGUGCCAUCAGCGCGGAAGUCUAUACGGAGGAGGAUGCUGCAUCGUAUGUCAGAAAGGUUAUACCCAAAGAUUAUAAGACGAUGGCUGCUUUAGCCAAAGCCAUUGAAAAAAAUGUUCUGUUCUCUCAUCUUGAUGAUAACGAAAGAAGUGAUAUCUUUGAUGCCAUGUUUCCCGUCCCCUUUAUUGCCGGAGAGACAGUUAUUCAGCAAGGUGAUGAAGGGGAUAACUUCUAUGUGAUUGAUCAAGGAGAAAUGGAUGUAUAUGUGAACAAUGAGUGGGCAACCAGCGUUGGGGAAGGAGGGAGCUUUGGAGAACUGGCUUUGAUCUAUGGGACACCUAGAGCAGCCACUGUCAAAGCAAAGACAAAUGUGAAGCUGUGGGGUAUCGACCGAGACAGCUAUAGAAGAAUCCUCAUGGGAAGCACACUGAGAAAGCGGAAAAUGUAUGAAGAGUUCCUCAGUAAAGUCUCUAUUUUAGAGUCUCUCGACAAGUGGGAGCGGCUCACAGUGGCUGACGCGUUGGAGCCGGUGCAGUUUGAAGACGGGCAGAAGAUUGUGGUUCAGGGCGAGCCUGGGGACGAGUUCUUCAUUAUACUCGAGGGGACAGCUGCAGUGCUACAGCGUCGGUCAGAAAAUGAAGAGUUUGUUGAAGUAGGAAGAUUGGGACCUUCUGAUUAUUUUGGUGAAAUCGCGCUGCUGAUGAACCGUCCCCGUGCGGCCACUGUGGUUUCGCGCGGGCCCUUGAAGUGCGUUAAGCUGGACCGACCUCGUUUCGAACGUGUCCUGGGCCCCUGCUCAGAUAUCCUCAAGCGGAACAUCCAACAGUACAACAGUUUCGUGUCGCUGUCUGUCUGAAGCGUGCCUCCAGUGCCUCCCUCUUGUCCCCUAGUCCGAGCUUUGCUCUGCGGCAGGCGGCUUUGUUUUCCCUACUUGCAGCUCCAAGUGGCCACUGGCAUUGCAGCUUCUUGUCUCUUUAUAUUAUUACAUGUUGCUUUCAUUGCACCAUUUUUAAUUUAGAGCAUGAACCAAAUGCUCAUACAAAUAAAUAUAGAGUUCUGUGGACUUUCGCUGUUACUGAUCCUCUCUGUGCAGUGCUGGCGUUCCGCUGGGCAGGGAGCGCCAUGCUUUUUGGUGAGGGUGGUUCCCAGCACAGUGGAGCACCAUGGGGUGAUGGCAACCCCCUGCAGUUCUUCGUGACGUGAUUUCUGGUCCUAAGCGUACUUAGACUGUGGCCAUAUAUGCCGUGCUUCUGUGUACAAUACAUUUCUCGUUAGGCUGCAACGGUUAGGAAGGAUGGACACAGGAAAGCUUAGUGCAGUAGCAAGGCAUACGCUUGGAAUUCAGCUAUUGUAAGGGUGGAAAAAAUACCCAUUUUUGCUAAUUAUCAGAUGGAUA